AUGGCGUCUGGCGAUGGUGGGCAAGCGUUUGCGAAUGUUCUCGCGAGCCUUGAUACACCAGUACCGCAAGCUGGAACUCCACAGGCCGUGGGUGGACCAGCUACUCCAAUAGGCUCAGGCGGUGGCAAGCGGAGAGGUGGCGACCACACGGAGUACACCGACGUAGCCACGCUGAUGGAGCAGCAAACUCGCAUGAUGGAGCAAAUGGCAAUUACAAAUCAGGAACUACAGCGCCAAGCACAACAGCAGCAGCAGCAGAAUCAGCAACUCAUGGGCCUGUUGGCGCGGCUAUCCCCCCCAGGAUUGGCGCUGGGAGAGCAGCAGCCGGCAGUUGCACCUCAGGCCCCACAGGUGGAAGUGGAGUAUUUGAAAAAGAUCCCCGACCACAUUCAAAAGCAGUUGACUCAUUUCAUGCAAGAUUUUGAGAAAUCGAUGGCCAAGAUAACUCGCACGCGAGUCACCAUCGAGAAGCUGAGCAACGACGUGCAAGUGCUCAAAGUGGCUGGCAGUAAGGAUACGUUCGUCCAGGAGGGCACGAAGAUCAUGCAGAGCGUGACGGACGACAGAGGAGCGUCCCUCGGCCUCGACUCCACUCGCUCCAAACCCUUCGACCCGAAGUUCGUAGAAACGAAGCUCGACUCCAUGUGGCACCAGAUGGUCGAUAAAGAGGCUGGCAUACAGAUUACGGGGCUGGCGGACACCGACAGGCGCGGAAACGUCUAUCCGUUGAUUCGCUUGGCAUUUGCGUGGCUGGAAAGCUCAGACUAUGUACCCAUAAAGAACGACAAGGAAACUGGCUACACCCUUGUCCGGCGAAGUGACAACACCCAGAUCGAUGAAAUGAUUUUGAACGGACCUCAGUACCAGGAGGUUUCAACUGACCCAAUCAAUUUUGACAGCGUGGCGCGGUCUUAUGUGAAACUUGCACAAGACAUAGAGAAGUAUGAAGAUUUCCCCAUCGCUUCGGAUAUCACCCGAUCCCUCAAAGCUCCGAGGCACACUUACAAAGCACACCUUUUCAAAACAUGCAAGACACACAAGGCGCCAGAACCGAUUUCAUUUCGGAACGUGCACGCGGCAGGCAAGUAUGCCUUCGCAGGGCUGUCGCAUUGGCUCGGCAGAAGGCUUCGCGAGGUCAUCAAGCGGUAUCCUCACGUGGUGCGGGACUCCGCCGACGCAGCCAGGAAACUAAUGAGUACAAGACUGGAUCCGAGAGACCACUUGUGCACAAUGGAUGUGAAAGAGUUUUUCAUGUCAGGGACAACGGAAGAGCUCGUGAAUGACAUCCUGCACUUCUUCUCUGGGAGGCUGCGUGUGCUCAUUGAGCGCGCAUUGUAUUUACUGCUUGAUAAUCAAUUCAUUACGGCGUCCACGUUGCCAGGCCGGUGCUUCAAAGUAGUGCUCGGUACGGGCAUGGGCCUCCCUCAUUCGGGAGACGUGGCCGACUUAGCAUUGAUUCGCCGAAUGGAAACAUGGGCCGUUGCAAAUCUUACGCGUUUCAGCAUUAAGCAGUACUUGAGAUUCAAAGACGACAUAUUCUUGAUCUGGAAACACAGUUCGCUUGGAGGCCAGUUCUGCAGCGAGCUCAUGACCAAGUCAGGGUUUUUUCGCCUAAAGGAGAUCGGCGCGGCGGUGCACGCGGCGCGGGCACCGGGGAGCCUGGUGCAGGACCCCGACGCCGGGGGCUGCGCGGGCGGCCCAGCACCCCCAGCCGCGGUGGGGCAGCAGGUCGGGCAGGCUCACACAGCUGGUGCAGCUGCACCGCCGCUGCCGCCGCCGGCGGCGCCGCCGCAGACGCACCAGGGGCCCCUGCCCCCGCAGGUCCCCGGGCCCCUGCAGGCAGCCCUACCGCAGCAGCCACUGGCGCCGCUGCAGGCGCCCCCCGCGUGGGGCGCGGGCGGCGGAGCGCCGGCUCGGGCGCCGGCUCCGGCGCCGGCCCCUGCCGCCGCGGCCGGGGUGCCGCCCGCGGCCACGCAGGGCCCGAUGGGCCAGCCCAUGGGCGCGUUCGGAGGCUACCCGCAGCCGCUUGGGCAUGCCGCGGGCGCCGCCAACCCGCACCAUGUUCCCAACGCCUACGCAGGCAUGGGCGUGCCGCCAGCAACGCCUGGAUUCGUUGGUCCCUGCAUCCACCCGAUGGCCUUCGAUCCGAGCGCCCCAGUGGGCUACCACCCAGGCAUGUUCGCGGGCUUCCCGCCGCAGACGCCGCCGCCCGCGCACCACCACCACGCGCCCUUCGCGCACGCGCCGGCGCCGCCGCCCUCGCAGCCGGCUCCGCCCGCGCAGGCCGUCGAGCCGAGGAGCUUCCUGCGGAGCGAGGGCUCCAUGCCCCCGCCGGUGGGCGGAGGCCCGGCGGCCGCUUGGAGCGCGCUGCCUGCGAGGGCCCACGGCGGCGUGAUCCCGGGCGAGGCGCCCGCGGCAGUGGAGCAGCGACGUGCCGCAGUCAGCUUUCGCAGCACGCACAUGGCGCGCCCUUUGAUGUCGGAGACGCCCCUGUCGCAGAUGGCUGCCGACGGGGCAGAGCCGCGCCUCCGCGUGGUCGGUUGUCGAAUCGAGGGCGAGGGCGCCCGGGGGAGCGUCAGGGUCGGGAGUCCCCGUGCGUGUUUCCCGCCACAGCUCAAACAACAGGUGCACAGGGUGCAGCCUGCAGCCAAGACUGGCCUGUCCAGGAUGAGCCUCCGAAGCGAGGCGCCGCCCACCCUUGAAUCCGCCGUCGGUGCCUGGGCAUCCCUGGGUAUCCCUGGCAUGCUGCUGCUUCCUCGGCACGAGGGUUUCCCUAGCAUCUUGGCGGGCACCGUGGGGCCUGGAUCCUUAGACUCCAUGGUGCUCAGCAUCCUUGACAUGAGCGGCUGCAGCGGGCCCCCGCCGCCGAGCUCCCAGCCGCACGCCUCGGGCGAGGUGGACGAGCUGCGCCGGCGCCGGGGCCCCGGCAUGCCGAGUGGUGCGUCGGCGGCUGCAGUCGAGCAGUGGCGGAGCGCCCUGGCGGGCGUGCCUCUAGGCCUGGAGGCGAGCGAGGCGGCCAUCCGGGCGCUGUCCCGGGAGCGGCUCGCAGGCGCCGCUGCCGACGGUGCCGGCGCCGGCGACGCCGGCGAGGGGCUGGCCGCACCGGCCGCUGCCCCAGCAGUGGAGACCGAGCCAGCGCCAGGCAGUGGCGAUAAUGCCGGCCACUGGACCCGUGACUGCAGACCACGGCGACCUGCCCUGGGCAACCACGCGCUGCAAACGCUGCCGCGCGAGGCCGAAGAUGCGCUCGAGCUCCGAGGACGGGCAGCAACCCUCGCACUGUGCAGGUGGGUGUUGGACGCUCCCGCGAUGUCGAUGCCGUAG
Molecule: messenger RNA, 3324 nt
Organism: Prorocentrum cordatum
Lineage: Eukaryota; Dinophyceae; Prorocentrales; Prorocentraceae
Source: the annotation of a GenBank genome assembly